This is a messenger RNA of Mercurialis annua (annual mercury), 3580 nucleotides long. RefSeq names its product ubiquitin-activating enzyme E1 1-like. The record is from RefSeq and is a predicted model, not a curated record. Gene Ontology annotation, biological process: ubiquitin-dependent protein catabolic process; protein ubiquitination; DNA damage response. Gene Ontology annotation, molecular function: ubiquitin activating enzyme activity. The transcript has 7 exons. NCBI's taxonomy places the organism in Eukaryota, Viridiplantae, Streptophyta, Magnoliopsida, Malpighiales, Euphorbiaceae. The coding region runs from base 115 to 3369 and encodes 1084 amino acids. Gene Ontology annotation, cellular component: cytoplasm; nucleus.
GUUGAUUAAAAACUCUCCUCAAAGAAAAAAAAAACAGAAUCAAUCUGAUACUAAUCUUCGUCUUCUUCCUCCUUUUCUUAAUCCAGUAGUCCUAAUCGUUUCUUACUUCACUUUAUGCUUCCUAAGAAGCGACCUGUAAACGAUCAACAACAAGAAGCCGAAGCGAAACCCGACGACUGCCCCACGCCCGCCCCUGCAGUGAUCGUAACUGCUAUCAAUAAGAAGCAUCAGAUCAGUUCUGUUCUCUUAGAGUCAACGGCGGAAAAUAACGGUAACAGCAGCAGCAGUAGUGGUGUGAUAAUGGCACCUGGGAGUGGUGACAUGGCGCAGAAUCAGCAUGAUAUUGAUGAGGAUCUGCACAGCCGGCAACUUGCUGUUUAUGGCCGGGAGACUAUGCGCCGGCUUUUUGCUUCUAAUGUUCUUGUUUCUGGCCUGCAGGGUCUUGGUGCCGAGAUUGCUAAAAAUCUCAUUCUUGCUGGGGUCAAGUCUGUGACAUUGCAUGAUCAAGGAGUAGUGGAGCUGUGGGAUUUGUCCAGUAAUUUCAUUUUUUCUGAGAAUGACGUUGGCAAGAACCGGGCAUUAGCUUCUGUUCAGAAGUUGCAGGAACUCAAUAAUGCAGUGGUUGUUUCUUCUUUAACUGUGGAAUUGACAAAAGAAAAACUUUCUGAUUUCCAGGCUGUUGUCUUUACUGAUAUCAAUCUUGAUAAAGCCAUUGAAUUUGAUGACUAUUGCCAUAGUCAUCAGCCUCCUAUCUCUUUCAUUAAGGCUGAAGUUAGAGGACUUUUUGGUUCUGUGUUUUGUGACUUUGGACCUGAAUUCACUGUUUUUGAUGUCGACGGAGAGGAACCACACACAGGGAUAGUUGCAUCCAUUAGUAACGACAAUCCUGCUAUAGUAUCAUGUGUGGAUGAUGAGAGGCUUGAAUUUCAGGAUGGAGAUCUUGUUAUGUUCUCUGAAAUCCAUGGAAUGACUGAGCUUAAUGAUGGAAAACCAAGGAAAAUUAGAAAUGCUAGGCCAUAUUCAUUUACUCUUGAUGAGGACACCACAAACUUUGGUACCUAUAAGAAAGGUGGUAUUGUCACACAGGUGAAACUACCUAAAGUCUUGAACUUUAAGCCACUGCGGCAAGCACUUGAAGACCCUGGAGAUUUUCUUUUGACUGAUUUUUCCAAGUAUGAUAGGCCAUCUCUUCUGCACCUAGCAUUUCAAGCUCUGGAUAAGUUCUUGUCCGAGUCAGGUCGUUUUCCUGUUGCUGGUUCAGAGGAGGAUGCUCAGAAGCUCAUAUCUAUGGUCAAUAACAUUAAUGAACGCUUGGGAGAUAAAAGAGUUGAAGACAUCAAUUCAAAACUUUUGCGUCACUUUGCUUUCGGAGCCAGGGCUGUACUUAAUCCAAUGGCUGCUAUGUUUGGUGGUAUUGUUGGACAAGAGGUUGUCAAAGCAUGUUCUGGGAAGUUCCAUCCUCUCUUUCAGUUUUUAUAUUUUGACUCAGUGGAGUCGCUCCCCACAGAGAAUUUGGAUCCCCAUGAUUUGCAACCAUUGAAUAGUCGCUAUGAUGCACAGAUUUCAGUUUUUGGAUUAAAGCUCCAGAAGAAACUAGAAAAUGCCAAUACGUUUGUUGUAGGAUCUGGUGCAUUGGGCUGUGAAUUCUUGAAGAAUUUAGCAUUAAUGGGGGUUUCUUGUUGUAAACAAGGAAAGCUGACUAUAACCGAUGAUGAUAUAAUCGAGAAGAGUAAUCUAAGUAGGCAGUUUCUUUUCCGUGAUUGGAACAUUGGGCAGGCCAAAUCCAUGGUUGCUGCUUCUGCUGCUUCAUCAAUAAAUCCUUCAAUGAAUAUAGAAGCAUUGCAGAACCGUGUCAGCCCUGAAACUGAGACUGUCUUUGAUGAUGUAUUCUGGGAGAAUUUAACUGUUGUUAUAAAUGCUUUAGACAAUGUUAAUGCAAGAUUAUAUGUUGAUCAGAGAUGCUUAUAUUUCCAGAAGCCACUUCUUGAGUCUGGAACCCUGGGUGCUAAGUGCAACACUCAGAUGGUCAUUCCUCACCUGACUGAAAAUUAUGGUGCCUCUAGAGACCCACCGGAGAAGCAAGCACCCAUGUGCACUCUCCACUCGUUCCCUCACAACAUUGACCACUGCUUGACCUGGGCUCGCUCCGAGUUUGAGGGUUUGUUUGAGAAAACUCCAGCGGAAGUGAAUGCAUAUUUAUCUAACCCAGUUGAAUAUACUGCUAGUUUGGCGAAUACUGCUGAUCCUCAGGCAAGGGAUACCUUAGAACAUGUUGUUGAGUGUCUGGACAAGGAAAAAUGUGAGACAUUCCAGGAUUGCAUUACAUGGGCUCGCUUAAAGUUUGAAGAUUAUUUUACUAAUCGUGUGAAGCAGUUGAUUUAUUCAUUUCCUGAAGAUGCUUUAUCAAAUACUGGCACUCCAUUCUGGUCAGCCCCAAAGCGUUAUCCUCAUCCACUUAAGUUCUCAACUUCCGAUCCCAGUCACCUCAGUUUUGUCAUGUCAGCAUCUAUACUACGAGCAGAGGCUUUCGGCAUACCAGUUCCCGAAUGGGUCAAGAAUCCUAAGCUGUUUGCUGAGGCUGUUGAGAAGGUGAUGGUUAUAGAUUUUGAGCCAAAAAAAGAUGCUAAAAUUGUGACGGAUGAUAAGGCUACCAGUCUUUCUACUGCAUCUGCAGAUGAUGGAGCAGUUAUCAAUGAGCUAAUCGCAAAAUUAGAACAGUGCAGGAAGAAUCUGUCACCCGGAUACAGGAUGAAACCGAUUCAGUUUGAGAAGGAUGAUGAUACGAACUUCCAUAUGGAUCUGAUUGCCGGGCUUGCCAACAUGAGGGCAAGAAACUACAGCAUUCCUGAAGUUGACAAGCUGAAAGCCAAGUUUAUUGCAGGAAGGAUCAUCCCUGCAAUUGCGACAUCCACAGCUAUGGCGACAGGUCUUGUUUGCUUGGAGCUAUACAAGGUUCUCGAUGGAGGGCACAAGGUGGAAGACUACCGGAAUACAUUCGCUAAUCUAGCACUCCCUUUGUUCUCUAUGGCUGAGCCAGUCCCACCUAAGACUAUCAAGCACCGAGACAUGAGCUGGACUGUUUGGGACAGGUGGAUUCUACGAGGCAAUCCUACUCUGCGGGAACUUUUUGAAUGGCUAAAGGAGAAAGGACUAAAUGCCUACAGCAUUUCCUGCGGCAGUUGCCUGCUUUGUAAUACUAUGUACCCUAAUCACAAAGAAAGGAUGGAUAUGAAGAUGGUCGAUCUGGCUCGGGAUGUGGCAAAACUAGAAUUGCCUCCAAAUCGACGACAUUUUGAUGUUGUCGUCGCUUGCGAGGACGAUGAGGACAAUGAUAUCGACAUUCCUCUAGUAUCAAUAUACUACCGCUGAGUUGUAAGAGUUUCAUUUAGGUGACUCCUCUUUUUGAUCAGACAGCACCGUCUUAUCAUGUUGUAUCUAUGAUAACAAAAUAUGAACACUUCUCCAAAUUUUAAAAAAUUCUAAUAAUUGUGUAUACAUAUGAACUAGUGUUACAAAUUGGCGGCUUUACAUUGCCACCAUUGCGAUUUCUAAUGAAUUUUCUUGUGACGUUCGAAUAAAA